Talaromyces proteolyticus is the source of this 1679-nucleotide messenger RNA. RefSeq lists its product as uncharacterized. The record is from RefSeq and is a predicted model, not a curated record. The transcript has 6 exons. Gene Ontology annotation, biological process: iron ion transmembrane transport. The coding region runs from base 85 to 1629 and encodes 514 amino acids. NCBI's taxonomy places the organism in Eukaryota, Fungi, Ascomycota, Eurotiomycetes, Eurotiales, Trichocomaceae. Gene Ontology annotation, molecular function: iron ion transmembrane transporter activity. Gene Ontology annotation, cellular component: membrane.
GUUUAUCACUUCAAUAAACUACAACAUUAAGCCUUGAGAUGUCUACAGAUCCAAGUAUAAAAAGUUUACAACAUUGCAAAGACAAUGGCCGAACAAAAUUUCAGGCCUGAGCAUCUCAAUCCAUCAGAGCCCGCUGAUGCGGUAUCGGAUAGCGAGCCACUUCUUCAAGACCUCGAUUAUGGCAGCCAAACCAACCUCACUCACAGCACACCAUCUCCAGAGGAAGAGCAAGCACCAGGCAGCCCGCCAGCAGGCACUCAAAACAUAACGCGAAAGCUCUACAUCUCACAUUUUCUGUCGAUGUGGAAUUCGCGCAUGUUCGAGUUCGGCGCCGUGCUCUUCCUCGUCUCUGCGUUCCCGGGGACCUUGCUGUUCACCUCUAUCUACGCGUUGGUGCGAUCGUUAGCUGUUGUACUGUUUUCCUCAAUGCUGGGCAGGCUAAUUGACCGGUUUGACCGGUUGAAGGUUUUGAGGGCUUCAAUUGUUUGGCAGCGGCUGCCCGUCGUUGGGUCUUGUCUGAUUCUGCUGGUGCUGGUGUCCAAGACUGGUCCAGGGCUAUUAUCGUACAUCCUUUUUGGCUGUGUCUCGAUUCUGGCUUGUCUGGAGAAACUGGCGUCGGUUGCGAAUACCGUCUCCGUUGAGCGAGACUGGGUUGUAAUCAUCGCCGAGAGCCUUGCAAUCCCAAGACAAGACCUAAACGCAUCGAUGCGCCGCAUCGACCUGUUCUGCAAGCUGAUUGCGCCGCUUUUCAUAUCCGUCAUUGACAGUUACUCGACAAAAGUAGCUAUAUGGACUGUCUUUGGAUUGAGCUCAGUCUGGGUGGUCGUUGAGUAUCUUGCCAUUGCCCAGGUGUACAACUCGAUCCCCGAGUUAAAGAAACGUCCCACCACCACUAUAUCAAACAACAACACCCAAAACCACCCUGAAGCCAACAAACCCCUAUCCCCCUGGCACGCCUACAUCUCCUCCCCGAUCUUCCUCGCCUCCUUCUCCCUCUCCCUCCUAUACCUCACCGUCCUCUCCUUCUCGCCGCAAAUGAUCACCUACCUCCUCUCCACGGGCUUCACCAGUUUGCAAAUCAGUUACAUGCGCAUCGGCGCCGUCCUCUCCGAGCUCCUCGGCACCUGGGCCGCACCCUUGGCCAUGCGUCGCGUCGGGCCCAUCCGCGCCGGUCUGUGGUCGAUAAACUGGCAAUUCGGCAGUCUUGCAGCGGCCGCAGCAGGUUUUCUGGUCUUCGACGAUCCGUCAAAAUCAAAACUCGUAGCGACGGUUUUGGUGGUUGGCGUGGCGGUGAGUAGAGUCGGUUUGUGGGGGUUUGAUUUGAAUGUGCAGUAUUUGGUGCAGGAGGAAACAACUCCGAAUCAAAGAGCGCAGUUCUCGUCUACCGAAAUGGCCGUGCAGAGUAUCUUCGAGCUGCUCUCGUUCACCAGCACAAUAGUCUUUUCCCGCCCCGACCAGUUCAAAUACCCCGUCCUAAUCAGCUAUGGCGCAAUCGGCACGGCGGCGGUGUUGUAUGCGGCGUAUGUGAGAAAGGUCAGGGGGCAUUUGGUGCAUGUGUCUAGAUGUCUUGGGGGGAAACAGGUCCCUACUAUAUCAACGGAUCGGAGAGGAUAUGGAGGGUUGGUGUGAGGAUGUAAUGUAUUAUUUAUUUUUUUUUUCACUACUUACAACAUUACCCG